AUGGUUCCCCUGGCCGUCAAUCCGGAUGAAAGCCCGCCCAUCCUCCCGAGCGGGUUCCUCUCUGGGCUCGCUGACGACACCACGGGUGUAGCUCAGCUGCAGGCUGGUCGCCUGCUGAUACGGAAAUUAAUUGCAGAAAAGUUGCGCAUACCUUGGAAUGAAAUACAUUUGCAAAGGACAUCAAAAGGAAAACCUUUCCUGGCAAAUAACGUAUUCAGUAUCUAUUCGAAUUACAACUUCAAUGUCUCUCAUCAAGGAGAUUAUGCAGUUCUUGCAGCUGAGCCUGAGCUUCAAGUUGGCAUUGAUAUUAUGAAGACUAAUUUACCAGGUAGUAGCUCAAUUCCAAAUUUCUUUCGCAUCAUGAAGCGACAGUUUACUGAAACAGAGUGGGGUGUAAUCAAGUCUAUGAGUAAUGAAUGGUUGCAACUCGAUAUGUUUCAUCGGCACUGGGCCUUAAAGGAAAGCUUCUUAAAGGCUGUUGGAGUCGGAAUUGGCUUUAACUUGCAAAGAAUUGAAUUUAAUGUGUCCCCAUUGCAACUGGAAAUAGGGAAGGUGUAUAAGGAGACAAAAAUGCUUCUGGAUGGAGAUAAAGAAGAAGAGUGGAUGUUUGAGGAAACCCGGUUAGAUGACCAUCAUCAUGUUGCAGUGGCUCUCGGGAGACAGGAGGGAUGUGGACAGAAGCAUUCUGAUGUAUGUUCCAUGGAGCCUAACCAACCACAGUUCACAUUAUUGACUUUUGAAGAUUUAGUUGCGUCUGGUAUUCCAGUUGCACCUGAGGAUUCUGCAUAUUGGGAUAAUUUUUGUUCUAAGCCGGAGAGUCCAGUGAAACAGAAUUCACAUUCAAGACAAGAAUGCUUAUAA
Nipponia nippon (crested ibis) is the source of this 861-nucleotide messenger RNA. The record is from RefSeq and is a predicted model, not a curated record. NCBI's taxonomy places the organism in Eukaryota, Metazoa, Chordata, Aves, Pelecaniformes, Threskiornithidae.